Molecule: messenger RNA, 11261 nt
Organism: Eriocheir sinensis (Chinese mitten crab)
Lineage: Eukaryota; Metazoa; Arthropoda; Malacostraca; Decapoda; Varunidae
Exons: 6
Coding region: 126-6554 (2142 amino acids)
Biological process (GO): termination of RNA polymerase II transcription
Cellular component (GO): nuclear body
Molecular function (GO): protein binding; helicase activity; ATP binding
Source: RefSeq, a predicted model, not a curated record
ACGGGCGAGGUGCCGAGGCGCGGCGCGAGGGACUGUUUCCCCGAGUACCUGUGCUGCCAGGAGCCCCUCGGCCUGCUGCUGCUUGGCGAGCCUGGAGAUGGGACACACCUGAGCGACAGCGCAACAUGUCCCUCUACCUGAAACGAGUGGGAAGGGAGGAGACAUUUGUUAUUUCCCCCGACAAGGAAAAGAUAUUGAUUGGUCGCAGUAUACAGUGUGAUAUAAGUUUCCCCAGCCUGCACAUCUCCAGACAGCACUGCCAGAUUAUACGGUCACCUCCAAAUGGUGCUCUUGUCAUUAAAAACAUAAGGGACACUAACUGUACAUAUGUGAAUGAAGUGAAACUUCAGGAUCCUGAUGUGUGUGCAGAGCUUCGAAUUGGGUCUCGUAUUGGCCUUGGUGUACCCCUUGAGCUUGCCACAGAGGAUGGCAUACGCAACAGCAAUUAUGUUUUUCUUAAACUUGAAGGGUUGCAGUCAUCUUUGCAGACAAGGCAAAGUGGAACAAGAAGAACAGAAGUCGGAAGAAACAGUGAAAUGGGAGUUCAUUUACAAUCAGGUGAACCUCCUCCAGUUAUCACCCUCUCAGACCGCUCUCCAGAGACAGCUUGUGUACAGGGUGAUGGUGGAAACUGCCUGAUAUCUAAUCAUACCAACCAGGAACAAAGAGUACCUACUAUAGGGCUGAGACCCCAUGAGGAAUCAUCCAUUGAGGACUUGAACUCAGAAUUAGUGCCUGCUGGAAGCAUUUGCUCAACAUCUCAUGAUGGACCUCCAGUUGCCUUGCAAAAUGGGAGGUCAGGGUCAUCAUGUGCUGCCACAACUAGUGAUGCAUUAGGUCUGAAAGGAAGACUUCAACAAUAUACUGCUGUCAGUGAAGCUGGAAGUGCAGAGGAGUUUAACCAUAUGAGACAACCAGAAAGUACUACUGAGACUUCUCAUAAAGUGAAACCAAAUAUAAUUACAAGUAAAAAUUCUGUGGACCCCAUGCAAGCCAAUAAUUCCUGCCAUAAACCUAUACAAGCUUGUAACAGAGAAUAUGAAUCUGAUCCAUCUUUAGCAAAAAAAGUUGAUGACCAAAAAGGUGAGAUUUCAGUAAGCAAAAAAAUGGUCUGUCAACCAACUUCUGUUAGUAAUAUUAGCUCAGCACAAUCUCAAAGUGCAACAUCAGGUACUAUCAAGGAUAAUGAAGAACCCAGCUCUUUCAUUAGCAUUGAUUUGACUCGCACAGAUCCAGAUUCACCUUCCUGCAGUUAUUUUACUGGGGACACUUCCAAGAAAGAGCAGCUAAAGAAAAUCAUAGCCACUAAUCUAACUUCCUUAGCCUCACCGGAAGUUAAAAUUAUUUCGUCACCAGAAACAUCACAAGCAAAAAGGAAGAGAUUCAAUGAUGAACCUCCUAGUGGUUCAAGUGAAGUUUCCAUAAAGAAGAAAUUCAAGAGAACUAAUCUGGAUGCAAAUAAGAGUGAAGUAUCAAAGGAUGAGGACAUUGAUAGUGGUAAUUUGAUAUUUCCAAUAGAUAAAAAACAGAAUUCACAUGAAAGUGGUCAAAACAAAGCUUUAAAAGACAGUGAUGAUGAGUCAUUAUUUCUCAUGGAAAAACCUAAAGAAAAUAUCAACAAAUCAAGUCAAAAUGAAUUAUCAGAAAGCUGUGACAGUGGGAGUGAGUCAUUAGUGUGCGUGGAAGCAGCUAAGCAGAAAUUAAAUAAGUGCAAAUCACAAAAGGCUUCAUCAGAUAGUGACAGUGACAGUGAUUCCUUAUUUUUUAAAAGGGAAUCUGGUAGCAAAUGUGCUCAAAGUAAGGCUUCAGCAGACAGUAGUAGUAGUGACAGUGAGCCAUUACCACAUAAGAGGAAGUGUAGUCUCAAUCCAAAUUUAAUAUACAGUUCAGAUGAUUCAGACAUUCAAGUUUGUCCUCUAGAGAAGGAAACACACACACAAAAAAGUGUUGAAAAGAGGGAUUUGCCUUCAUGUUUAAAUGUUCAUCCCCAAAAGUGUACAGUUAUAUUAACCAAAUUGCCUUCCUACAUCUCUAAAGACUCAACAGUUGAAGUAGAUAGACACUCUUUCAUAGAAGAUUCUUCUGCAAGUUCAAGUAAGAGAGAAAAUGAGAAUACAGAAAAUAAAUCUUGUUUUGAUAACUCUGAUAGAAGUAAGUCAUCUCAGAAAAAUCAUUAUAAACGUAAGAGGAAAAGGAAAGCUGGCAGUGAGUACUAUUCUUCUCAUAGAUACGAGGAGGGAGUAAUGCAGAAACAUACCACAACAGAGCAAAUGAAGUAUGAUAGAAUGCAGGAUGAAAGUGUAGGUGAACAUUCUUCCCAUCCAGUCAUUGAAAAUACCACUAGGGAAAAUAACAGGGAAGGCUCUGGUGUUCCUCGUCGGAGUGAAAGUAUUUCUGCCUCAUCAGUCUCUCUUACUUCUGCUGACUCGAAACAAAGUAACAAAGUUAUUGAAACUAACGAGGAUUCUAAGGAACCUACCUCUAAGAAUGAUGAAAAAUUAAAAGAACCAAGCAAAAAUGCUGUUGAGGUAUCAACAGAAAUCAAAAUAAAGGUUGAACCUGGUGUAUCAUGUAAAGGUGAAGAAAAUGAUCUUUCAGUAGAAAAUGAUGCUGAUAAAGAUGAAGUAGUAUUUAUGUACUCUCAGGCGGGUGAUGAAAUAUGGAUAUCUAGUGAUGAAGAAGAGGAAACCCCUCCAUCAGCUAAUGCUUCCACAUGCCUAGAUGAAGCAUUGGAUUUCUUCUUUGUAGACGAGGAUGAACAAAAAAUAGCCAAUGCUGAAAGAUGCAGUUCUCCUGAAAAUAUGCCUGCUGAGGUUGAUGGUGAAAUGGAUAACCAUGGUUGCAGUGAUGAUGAGGAUCAAUGGUUCCCUAUCCUUUCACAGUCAUUCCUAGACAGCCCUGAUGAGGAGGCUGAUAAAGAUGAAGAAUGUAACAGGGAUUCUAAAGAUGCUCCUCCAAAUACAAUAGAUUCUGAACCCUCACCUGGACCUAGUGGAUUGAGUGAACCAUUGCCUGAUAGUGAGGAAGAUGAAAGUGAUAAUUGGUGGCCAAUUCUCUCACAAGGCUUUUUCGAUGAUGAUGAACCAGAGGUGGAAGAGAAGGAGGAGGAUAUUGUAGGCACCAUUGACAACAAUGAAUUAGAGGCUGAAGGUAGCAGUGACUCAACCAGAGCUGGUGACACAUCAUACCUUCAGUCUGUCAUAAAAAAGGUAAAAAAGAAGAGCCCUCCACGUACAUCUCAGUUGACAGAAGCCAAGAUUCCUCUGCAUAGUUCAAGAAAAAACAACCAGAAGAAAAGUAAUCAGAUGGAAACUGGUAAUUUUAACAAAACAUCAGGGUCAUCAACCACUGUCAAGAAAAACAAUGAUGAAAAGAAACAAAAGCAAAGUGCAUCAAAAAUUGUAGAACCUGUGAAUAAAAUAGGGAAAAAGAAUAAAAGCCAAGACUUGCGAAAAACUUUAACUUCUAAAUUUAACUUGGAUUCAUAUAAAGCCACCAUAGAAUGUCGAAGUAAAGAAAAGCAUCAUCUAGUCAGCAAAAACAAAAGUAAACCAAACAAGCCUCCUUUGGGUCCUCCUCAUUGCAAGAGUUCAAAUGAGAAAACUAUACAUUCUAAAGACAGUGAAAAUAUAUCCAUCCAGAAGAAAGAUAAAUCUGUGGAUCCCACCUCACAGGAUAAGGUUCAUUUUAAGGUGGCAGCUAAAAAUACGAGAAAGUCACGUUUUGAGAAACUGAUAGACUGUGAUAUUUUCUCUAAACCAUCAAAAAGCACAGUUACCCCAAAGAAUAAGGGUUUCAAGAUUCCAAAGUCUUCUGGUAGUAGAACAUCAGGUACUCCAUCUGUGCAUAGUGAAGCACAAGGAUGUAGAUCAGUAUUGGAUAAGAGAAAACAAACAAAGGUAGCAGAGAAUAAAGGUGAACAUGCGCUUCCAGAUACAGCAGAGCCUCAGCCAGGAAGCAGUUCAGAAAAUAGACACAUUAAAAAGCAGACUUUGUCUUCAGCACCAACUGCUGUAAGGAAUGACACCUCUGAAAGGACUGAUGAAAUAUGUAAAGAUUUACAAAGGGUAGAAUUAAAGUGUAAACCUAAAAGAGUUCACUUUCCACAGGAGGAAGAGAAUCUAGUCCAAGUUUUCUUGAUUCCUCCCCGGAAAAAUGGAGAAAGAUCAGGUCCGCCAAGUGUAAGGACGAAGGAGACAUUACCUGAAGAAAUGAUCCUUCACAGAAAAAAUGUUCCCCAAUAUUAUAUGGAGUUGUUUGUCUACCAAGUGUGCCGCUGGAAUUAUGAUUGGCUGGAUUCCUACCACGCUGCUCAAGAGUACUAUCGAGCUGGUGUAUCAAGGAAGAUUCCUCCACCACCACCAGUUGUCAACAGUACAAAUAACCCAACUCUUAUUCUUUAUAACUCAUAUAAUGACUACAAAGAAACACAUAGCUGCCUAUUCUAUCUAGAACUUUGGGAAAAAAUUUAUAAGGAUUGGAUCCUCAAUAAGAACAAGAAUCAUGAUUUACAGGUAUCAAUUGAGUUUGUGAAACCAGCACAUGUCAAAACUUCUUCUAAUUCAUUGAAGUUUUGGGCUGUCAAGUUAAUAGUACCAAUUCCACAACAACAUAAUGUAAGUUUUCAUGACUUUCGGCAGGGAACUCUGAUUGCCCUUAAGAUUCGAAAAGAAGCCAAGAGGAGUGUUAUAUUUGGUUACAUUGAUUACAUGAUGAAUAACAAACAGAUGGCAGUUGCCUCUCAAAACCAAGGACCUGCCCAGAUGAGCCAUAGCAGCUUUUCACUAGGAAUCAGAGUUGCUAAAGAAACAAUUCAAACAGUAAAGCCUGGAACAAUGGUUACUAUGAAUUGGAUUUCUUAUCUUCGUCCCAGUAGCAGAAUUUGGGAGAAUUUGUGUAAGUUACCUCUUUCACCCUUAUGUAAUGACAUUUUGUCUCCAUCUCCUGCAUCAUUUUCAUGUGAAAGGGAAACUAAAUAUUUGGUUAAAAAUUUUCCACUUAAUGAGGUGCAAGAGAAAGCUGUGACUACAGUAAGCAGCAAAUGCAUGUAUGACUCUUAUAUUCCAAAACUGAGCCUCAUCCAUGGGCCUCCUGGAACAGGCAAGACAAGCACUAUUGUUGCACUUGUUGCACAGUUGGUGAUAAUGGGAAGAAGUUCAGGUCAAGGAAGUAAGCCUCACACUAGGCUGUUGAUAUGUGCUCCAUCUAAUGCUGCUGUUGAUGAACUGACAUUGAGACUGGUUCAGUUGCGGGAUACUGGACUAAAUCUUCGGGUUGUAAGAGUAGGAUUCAAAACCAGCAAUCAUCCUUUGGUAAGAAAUGUCACUUUAGAUCAAUUAGUAAGCAAACAAAUGAGAAUGGAAAUCUCCGCACCGAGAUGUGAGUCUGCUAAGCAGGAGUGGCAGAGGAGAAGAAUUCUGGUGCAAGAAGUUGCUGAGGAGCUGGAAAGAGCCCGGAAGGAAGGGAGACAUAAUGAGAUACGACAGCUAGAAGUUCGUCUAAAUGAAAUGGCAAGAGCUAAAGCAGAUUUUGAGAAAAGCUUUACAAGUCAGCCAUCUACUCGUGAGAAGUAUGAACUAGAACAAAAGUGGCAGCGAGAAUUCCUACUAAAUGCAGAAGUUCUUACCACCACCCUCAACAGUUGUGUGUCAGGGGUCAUGGGAGAAGUGCUUGGCAAAUACCAAUACCACUUCACAUGCUGCAUUGUGGAUGAAGCAGGGCAAUGUCAAGAGACAGAGGCUUUAUUACCUCUUCUUCUUGGCAUCAGGAAAAUGGUGUUGGUAGGUGACCACCACCAGCUGCCAGCUACUGUACUGUCCCAGGUGGCCUUAAGCAAGAAUCUGAAGCAGUCUCUAUUUGAACGAAUCCACCAUCGCCUGGUUCUGGAGCUGCAGCGAGAGGAUCUUGUACAUACACUAAAAAUGCAGUACCGCAUGCACCCUGAAAUAGUGGCAUGGCCAGCUCAACAUUUCUACAUGAAUAAACUCACCACUUCUCCUGCAUUGGCCGUACAAGCCAAUGUCAUUCUCCAGCCAUACAUAAUUUUUGAUCUCAAGAACUCCCAAGAAGAAAGGCUCAAUAAUCAAGAGAUGUAUAACCCAGCUGAAGCAUCCCUGGUAUAUAUGCUGUUGGGGGUUCUGCAGCCACAUUUGAGUAAAAAAACAGUUGGCAUCAUCACACCAUACCAGCGGCAGAGAAUUUACCUUGAAGAAAAACUGGCUAAGUUCAAGGCAAUAAUAAAUCUCUCCAUCAACACAAUUGAUGGUUUCCAGGGCCAAGAGAGAGAUGUGAUCAUCCUGUCUUUUGUGAGGGCCAACAACUCCGCCAGUAUUGGCUUCCUGUCCCAUCGCCAGAGGUUGAAUGUAGCACUGACCCGAGCAAAGAAAACUUGCUACAUAGUAGCCAGUCUUUCCUCUUUUGAGGGCAAUGAAGAUUGGAAAUCACUCAUAAGAAAUGGAAGAACUCGUGGACUUGUCUGCCCUGUAUCAAGUAGGGAAGAAAAUGAUGAAAACUUCCUCAGAUCAGUUGUAGUGAGAAGAGAUUACAACAAAUGAAUGGAAUUCACUCCUUAGAAGUUGUAGAAUGCAUGGACUUUUUUGCAGUGUGAUGUAAGAAUGAAAAUUACUGAAACUUCAAGGAAGAUUUAUAGGACUGACAUGACUACCAUUGUAUGUGGCUGUCACAUAUGUUAUCUGUGAUAGACAAAUAUUAAAGAAAUAUUGUACUUAAUACUUUCCAAACCAGACAUGUUCUUGAUAAUCCUUACUCACAUAAGACUCUCUUUAAGGAGAAAGUGAAAAGGAUGGGAAAAACUAACACACACACAACUGAUUGGCCUAAUCUGACAUCUUUUUAUCUUCACUUCAUUGUUUUUCCACAUUUUUUCUUUGAUCUUUCUGCAAUACCAGGACAAGCCAUGUCGCUCAGUCAUGAUGAGUUGUGCUAGCAGUCUCGUCUUCCACACCUGGCCUAAGAAAGCUUUUGUGAUGGGACCUGUUGGUUGACCCCAACCCAUUAGUAGCACAGGGAAGUGUUCCAUAGUGGUGCCAUUCUUGCUUGACUCACGCUGCCCCCCAGAGCUCCACUUGAUCCUAUUUAGAGUACGCUGCCCCCCAGAGCUCCACUUGAUCCUAUUUAGAGUCUCAUUAGAGUCUGGGUUGAUAGGUGGUCAUCAGGACAGCACGUGGGUUGUCCUGGCCACUCCGUGAUGACUGAAAAUUGUAAGCUUGUAGCAGUGGGCAGGACUUUAACCUGGGUCCUGCAGACACCCUGCCUUCACCUUGACCACUGCCUACCCCCUGCCUCCAUCCUCAGUGUAGACACAGUUAUCAUUUUGCUUUUAUUCAUCCUUGCUUAGAUUCAUCCUUAUCUUUUAGGACAGUGGUGUCCAAACUUUUUCGCCUGUUGUACCCUGUAUUACCUUCUCCUACUGUUACGUACCCUCCAUGACUGAUUAAACUCAAUUAUGUUAUAUUAUAUUUAUAUUAUAUUAUAUUUAGGUACAUGUAUAUUGGGCGUCCUUCCUAGGUACUCGUCCCUCCCUCUCUCCUUUCCUUCAUAGAUCAUGGGAAGUUUCUGCUGUGUGUGUGUGUGUGUGUGUGUGUGUUCAUCGUCUUUUCACGUACCUCUUUGAUCUAUGCUGCGGACCCCAGUUUGGACAACACUGUUUUAGGAUAUUUCUCCUAACUGUCACUGAAAUCGGUCAUUGCACAUAUCUUCCUCCUAAUCAUCAAUAAUAAAUUUACUCAUCAAAAUCUCCACAACCAUCAUCUGAAUCUUCUUCAUCCUUUGGCAUUAUUUUCUGACCAAAAAGCUCAAUUUUCCUGGUUUUCUCCUCCAUAAAUUUCAUCAACAUAAUCUUCAUCUUGUAUACUCUUCCUCCUCCUCUGAACCACUCACUUUGCUUCCCUUGGAGGUGGUGGUGGUAUUGUGGUGGCAGGUGAUAGUCAUGUUACCUCCACAACGGUUUCAUUGAUUCACUAAGCUUAAUAUUCUUGUUGUUGAAUUCCUUUAAUUUUAUUUGCUAUUUGUGUACUGGUAAUUCACUCUUUUUAAGUCUGUCUGUGUCUUCACAAAAUACCUGCAAUGGGUUCAUUAAGCUUCUUCUUGUGACAUACACUCUUAUCGGUCUGUUUACAGUUAUCAGCUGAGCAGCUGCUUGUAGUUAUGAUCAAGUAUUUAUUACAUAUUCCAUAUUUUUGUCAUCUGAGUUUUAUAGAGAGAAGCAUUUAUUACGAAAUACUUUGAAUGAUAUACGCUAAAGCACUUGCUGAAAUUGAAAAAUAAAAUGGCAGACACUUUGUAACCACUGCCAACUGUGCAUCCUUUGUUGACACGUAAUGAAAGCCUUACAUGUUAUAGUUAAUCUCUUAGAUGUGUGCUACAAGUCCAGAGCAGUUAGUGAAUGCUGUCGAUUGCCAGACAUUUGUGGUUCCCAGACAGGUGCCUCCCCUGUCGAUUGGCAGACGUCUGUGGUUCCUAGACAGGUGCUCCCCUCUAUUACUUCCGGAAAUCGAGGUUCAAGUAUACAGUCGUCCCUCAAAUAGUACGGUUUCCAAUAAUACGGUUUCGGUUUUAUACGGAUUGUCAUGGAAGUUUUUUUUUUAGGAUUUUUAAAUUUCCCAUUCAUCACACCAAGUAGUCAUGGCGUGAAUGGCAACACUGUUCUACCAAAACACCUACUGAAAGCACCCCAAAGCGUUCAAGAUAGGUGUUCACCUUGCAAAGGAAUUCAGAUUUAACAGAAGUUACGUUUUGGGAUGUGUUAUGUUGCCGUAGGGAGAGCAUAGCAAGUGAAUGAGAGCAGUGUUCGCUGUAUCUAUCAUCUUGGUCUUGGUUCAGGAGGUAGUUGUCCCUUUUGGUCCUAACCACAGCCUUUGAAAUGGCUUACUCCCUCUUGCUGCAGUAACUGCCAGUGCUCCAAGAGUGCUGCAAGAGUGGAGAUAAAGGCCAUCCUUUUACGAAGCCUCGUCAUUGCUAUGGUAACAGCGUCUCACUCGCAGAAAAAUGGCGUACGCUGAUCUUCCUGGCAACGUUUAACAUGCAUUACUAGCUGUCCUGGCUGACAAACUCCUUAUAACAGAAGAUGAAAAGGAAGCUGCAGUGGUUAUGGUGGUACAGAGAUGUGAAAUGCAAUGGAAACACUUAUAUGUGUUUGUUUGGGCUGCCACGUUUGCUGAUGAUGUCAUCACAGCACAAAGGCGCUCCACCUCUCAAAGCCGGGAGCCAGCGGACAGACGUGCCGAGGUGGCAACUUAUGCUGCCGCAUCAAGCGAUUGAGAGCACUCGGGAUGUUCCGAGAGUCCUGAUUCCCUCUCUCAAACGCACCCCAAGUGUGUUUCUAAAGGGGGCACUAAUUUUAUAUGGAUUUUCGAAUAGUACGGGGAUCCUGGGUCCCUAACCCCCGUACUAUUUGAGGGACGACUGUAUAUAAUUACUUUCUUCAGUGAAUCUCUGUGGUGCAGUGGUUAGCAUGCCUAACUAAGAAUCUGCAGGCCAGGGUUUAAAUGCCCUGCCUGUGCAGUUGGUGUGCAACCAACCCAGCUGUUCCUCCUUCCUUUCAGGAUGGUUGAUAAAUGGAUACCUGGGAAUGGUAAACUGUGAUAACCUGAUGUUGCACUGGCCCUGUGUCCUGGGUUAAUGGGUUCUCACCCACCAGAGGUCCAAGGGCGAGUAGUAUUGAGAUGAGCACCGUAGCCAAACACAGCUAAUAGUGUAUGCUUCCAACUUUUACCUAUCCUUUUCAAUCUUGUAUUUAUCAACAUAGUUUAUCAUCCCUUCUUUUAUGUCCUGAAGGAUAUUACUGGUCUUUGGCAAAUACAGGCACCACUUUCUUCAGCAGCUUGCUCAUCCUCAGCAGCCUUGGCCAAUUUGUUGAAACCUAUUUUGGCUCCAUUUUGUUUCACAUAAGUUUUUCUUCUUAUCCUCGGUUAUGUUUGUUUUCUUUAGAUCUGUUCCCUUCUCUGAGGUCCAUAGAAAUGUGGUUUUGCUGGGUGACUUGUUGACUCCUGCCUCUCAAUUGAUGAACUCCUGUAAUUGGACCUUUUUUGUUUUUAGAUGAGGUGGUUAACCAUCCAUCUCUUCUUUGUCACUCUCCUUGUCCUAAUCCACUCUCACUCUUCUCUGAUGCUUUACUAGUCUUCUUUCCCUAUAACUUCUUAGCCUCAAGUAUGACCUGCAGCAGUUUAAUCAUGUUGGGUUCAUAUUGUUCUUGUUACAUACUUCUCAUAUUGUUCUCAUGCAGGUAGAUAGUGAAGGCAGGUUAAUUUUUUACUAUCUUAUUUCUUCAGUAAUUUUGUCUUGUAUUCCUUGCUUGAACCCACAUGAUACUCAUCUUCUUUGCAUUGUUCUUGUUUCUAUUGAACUUCCAUUUUGGUGAAUGAAAGCCCUCACAUAGUGUCUGGUGAUCAGGUGAGACUUUUUUAUAUCUUUUAUGCACACACACACACACACACACACACACACACACACUACUAAUGAUGAUGGUGGUGCUUGUAUGAUGGUGAUAAAAGUAAUCAUCAUUCCUUGACUUUCCUACAAUGCUCAGGCUGAGAAAGUGUUAUACACAUCUUAAAAAGGAGGAAAAAGUCUCUCCUGUCACUUCCUCCCUCUCUUCCAGCAUCCUAUAAACCUGCCUUUUAAUUCUUACAGGGAGUAAGGGCUUAAGGAUGACUAGUACAUAAGAAUUAAGGAAUUAAUGCAUGUCAGCGAUCUUUAUACAAUAUUUGAAGAUGGGAAUUAAGACUUAAGAAGAAAAUAUCAAACAUACAGGAAGUCUUCAUUUACCAAUAUAAAAUUGGACAGACUUCCACUAGAUCUAUAGCUGGUAUAGUUCCCAGGUUCUAGGUGCUGUGACUUUGAGAGAAAAGAUGGUGGAAAAUUCCAAUCCUUAUAAUAUGAAUACAUAAAGCUCCUGCUUGCAUAGUAUGAGUAAUAAGUAACUCAUUAGUUGCUCAGUUAUUAUAUAGCUAUCAAUGCCAUUCCUUGUAUAAAAUUUUCAUAUUCUAAACCCAUCUUGCACUAUCAAGAAACUAUAUAAAAUUUAGGUAUAUAUUUAAGGAGGAAUGGGAACAAAUAAGAUGACUUGUGCCUCAGCAAGCAUAGCUAAUAAGUUAGGCUCUACCACUUGUGAGAUUAUGAUGACUCAUAGUCUUACUGACAUGUAAAUAUAAUAGUAAAUGUAAUUAGCUCCUCAAAUGGAAUAUUUGUGUUAAUAUUACUAAUUUUCUGGAUAUAAAAGAAUAAAAUAUUUUCUUAAUUUA